UCAGCAUGCCUUCCGUGUUCGAAAAAUCAAAAAGUCCAAGUCGGCAUGUGGCUCGCACCCCUGCUGCCAGUCUGCAGAAAACAAGUAGCAGCGGCCAGCACUGUGAUAACAACAAUGGCGGCCUAGGAGGAAAUCUCAAGCCCAAAAAAUCUCGUCCGCCACGGACAACACAUAAGCGCUGGGCUGCGUCGGCGGCUAACAACGAAGAACGCUCCCAAGAAAGCAACAACAGCAGUCGACCGAGCAGUGUCGUAUUGGCUACUCCAGAAUCCUUGACUCGCGACUUGUCUGAUCUGAGUGGGUCAUAUUUCAAUGGGAAUACGGCCCCACGCAGUACCUCUCAACAUCAACGAAUCGGGGUUCCUGCGGCUGUACCGCAGAACGUGUACCCGUCAGGAACCGACCAGAGCGUGACAUCUCACCAACGCCCGUGGCGACAAGCCAAGAUCAUGUCUCGACGAGAGCCAACGCAUCCUCAACCUAGACAGGACGAUCAGAGUGUGGGUGUUGUACGCCUAACGGCAGCCAUGGUGGACAAAUUAGGGGUAGCUGAUGCUGCAAAUCAGAAUGAUAUGAUGAGUCGACGUACACUCAAAAUGCGUCCUGGUAACGGGAACAAUCAGCAAUGCGAAGAAAAGCGUUGUCGCGCGCCCUUGCUAAUAUUGUUGAUGGAUCCGGGGCGGAAACUUUAUGAGCUCAUGCAAUUGUGGAUCGACAUCGAACUGGAUACGGUAAGGGACGUCUUGAACGCGACGCAAAAAAACCUUUCGGAAAGCUGGCGGCAAGAUUAUGAUGGCGUCUUCCAGGUCCGCAAUAGCUCCCUUAACCAACUCAUACAUGUACUCAACGUACACAAAUAUGAUGUUAAGCCGCAUGAAGUAUGGGUGGCCAAACCCUGGGCUAUGGCAGCCAAAACAACUAUAGGCUACGCAGCUGAUGUGUUGCAAAGUUUGCAAUCCCUAGGAGUGCUGCGCUACAUUGGUAAAAACGGCGAUGGCGAAGAGCUUAGUCAAAGUACAAGAGGGCGAACGCGGGAGCGACGCUGGUUUCGUUUGCAGGCUGGGACUUCCAACGGCGAAAUGGACGAGAACAUACUAAUCUUGAGCAAAGAAGCGCAGAAACGAAUUUUUGUUCCCGAUGGAGUCCUGAAACAUCAUCAUGCUUGCCAGUUUCUUUCGUUUUGUCCUCCCUUUGCACCGCCCAAACUUAUCCGGGUCGACGUCCUUGCCGCCGGCGAUAGCGUUGAUGGAUCGAGCAGUCAUCAACUCAGUUCUAAUGGAACCGUCUCCAGCCCCUCGGCGGAAGCUCUCAGUACCGAUGCUUCAAAACAAGAAUCGUUCUCUGCGACCGAUCGACCAGCUACAAGCAGCGGCACAGGUAGCAGUGCAAGAUGCAGCCGUCCUGCGGUUUUGCUUUCGCGAAACAAAGUAGGCGACAGUCCAGACGCCAAGGAUGAACGAUGUCUCGAAGAAAGGCCGCAAGAACAAUCUCAAACGAAGCGCCAAGGAUUCGCGAAAGUAUUGUGGAGGCUCACCUGUCCCGUCAGCACGACCAAAUUAUUAUCGACGUCCUCCUCUCCACACCCUAUGCCAGAUGCUUCCGAGACGCAACUGAUUGAUUCUUUUGAAUCUUCCGUAGGGACCAUGUGGAAAGUAUGGGAAGAUGAUUCCCUUGCCUCGCAAUCGGAUGGUUCCGAAUCCCGACCGUUGUUACGAUCCCAAAAAUCGGACUCAAGUGCUUUCGUGUACCCAUUGAAACCAGAAAGAAUCAUGUUGAAUUCCUGGCGCCAGAACAGUAGAUACGCACAGCCUGCUGAGACGCCAAUGCCAGUACAUCCUGUCUCGGUCACUGACCGCAAUGCUCCUCGUUUGGUGAACAAAACGACAGUAGACACGCUCAUGGACGACGCCGAAAUUCUGCAAUUUGGUGUGUCGGCGUCCAUGAACGACGAUAUUCGUCGUAACAUAACUACGGAAAUCGAAGAAAUCGAGUCUUCUUCCAAACAGAUCACGGAAACUAUACAUUCCGAAACCAAAAUCAGGAAGCAUAUUGCGCGAGACGUCUCUUUGGCAGCGACGGAACUCGAGGAUUUGGCGAGGGGCAGUCACGAGACUCUUGAUGCGUUGAAAAUGAGUGAACAAGUUCGUGCCGGAUUCGCCAACACAAUCCAGGAAGAGUUCUGUGAAGGGAUUAAACAUGAUCCUGCCUUUGUUCCUGUCUUGGAUGCCAGCAAACCUGACGCAGACAACAACGCGGCCCUGGACAGUCCCAAUACUGGUGUUCCAAGUUCCCCUCGCGGGGUAAUGCAUACCUUGGAAAGCUUUAGAAACAAACUCGGCACCGGCGUCGAAGCCGUGAACAAAAUUGAAUCGGAAAUGAGCUUAGCCGCCAUGGCGCUCCGCGCGUUACUGGAAGCCAAGGAAAGCUUGACUGAGAAAGAAUGCACCGUGCGUUGUACUAUGGAAAGCGACUGCCUCGAAGAGCACAUUGAAAGGGUGAGUACCGACACAACAAUGGCUCGGGUCACAUUGGAGGAAGAACGUAAGCGGUUGACUGCAUUGAAAGCGAGUUUGGAAACAAUUAUGGCUCGCCAGAAGGAGCAAGACGACCGUCUCCAGGUUUUGAAUGAGACCAAGUCGGAAAAACAGAAAGUCAACGCGGCGAAAGAAGCACAGCUUACCAAAGUGCUGGCAAGUCUCGAGACCGAAGAGUCAGAGAUGCAAAGCACAAUGGCGGAUGUGCGAGCCAAGUCUGAAGAGUUUGUCGCCUCGAAGAUCCAUCUGGAAACGCAACUUGGUGAGCUCCAAUCUUUACUGCAAACCCUGCAAAAAAAGACUGCCGAACGCGAAGUCGCUCGCUCCGAGCGCAACGAACUCUACGCCAACAAGUCACAGUUGGAGACUCGCAUGACGGCGGCCAAUCAACGCCAAACCGCGUCUCUUCGCAAACUUGAAAAGCUACAGGAUGCCAAAAAGGAGAUUGCCAAGCUUGCGGUCUCAAACGACCGUAUAGAGUGCGAAGAGCUGCUGCCCGGUCGUUCCGAAAUGGCCGACCUUGAAGUGGAAAAGCAAGAGCUGAAAGAGUUUGGUGCGAGCUUGGAGGAUGGCGAAGAGAAGAAAACUCUUCUGCGACAACUCGAGACAGCGCGUCAAGAAGCGGACCAGCUCGCGGCUGAACUAUCCUCCGUCAACGUCCAAAUUCAAGACCAUGAGUCGACUCUCCAAACCUUGCGAGACAAUGCCAUGAGUGACAGUGAAUCUUUUACAGCAAAAAGGGACACUUUGCAAUCCACCAAGACGAAAUUGCUGGAAGAAUCCGACUCUUUGCAAGCGCGUCUCGCUGUUGUGCAAACAGAAUACAAUUGUGCGCGGAAACAGGAACAUUUGCGGGCCGAAUAUAAUCGCAAGCUGGAGGUUCUGCAGUACGGCGUUGAGCUUCUCCGCAAAAGCAACGAAGAAGAGCUCAAAAUAAGCAGCGCGCCCAUUGAGUGA
Phaeodactylum tricornutum CCAP 1055/1 is the source of this 3491-nucleotide messenger RNA. RefSeq lists its product with no specific name. The transcript is spliced from 3 exons. The record is from RefSeq and is a predicted model, not a curated record. Bases 6 to 3491 code for a protein of 1161 amino acids. NCBI's taxonomy places the organism in Eukaryota, Bacillariophyta, Bacillariophyceae, Surirellales, Neidiaceae.